AUGAACGCCCCUCCACCCCCAGAACUCGAAAUCUCCCCUCCCCUCCUCAACUCCGCGAACCCGUGGUGCACGACCCUAGGCGACCUCAAACGCCUCCACGCCUCCCCUCACACCGGCGCCCUCACCACGCGGACCUCUCUCCUCUCCGGCUUCGCACACCGCGACGCAGUCCACCAGUACACCUUCUUCUCCCCGGCGACCUCCCAGCCCUCCUCCACGGUCCCGAACUCCUCGUCCCACCACACCACCCCCCAGGACCUCCAGCCCGAAGACGUCGCCUCGCUCAACAAUCUGGGCUACUCGCCGCUGCCGCUGGACACGUACCUCGACUUCAUCGCCGAGCUGCCGACGACCAAGAUCGAGGGCCACGGCCACCACAAGCUCAUCAUCGUCUCGGUGACGGGGUCGCCCGCCGAGAUCGCGGAGUGCUACGCGCGCAUCGCGGCGUUCGCGACGACGACGGCGCAUCCGCUGGCGAUGGAGGUGAACCUGUCAUGUCCCAACAUCGCGAACGCGGCACCACCGGCGUCCGACCAGGCGCAGUUGCAGGCGUAUCUGGCGGCGCUGCCCUCGAGGCCCGCGAUCCCCGUCGGGCUGAAGACGCCUCCGUACACGCACCUGGCGCAUUACAGGGCCCUCAUCAGUGCUCUGCGCGAGGACGCGACGGUCGUUACGAAGAAUGCGAUGCUCAAGGUGCCAAGCAAGAUCAGCUUCAUUACGGCGGUGAACACCCUCGGCUCGUGCCUGCUGCUGGAACAGGACGAUGAGGAUCCGGACGGCGAUUUGGUGGCGCGGCUUCCCGGUUCUGGGUUGGGCGGUAUGGCUGGGCCUCCGCUUCAUCCGCUGGCAUUGGGGAAUGUGAAGACGAUCUCGGAGCUGGUGUCGCGAGAGCCAGAACUGUUACACAUCAAGGUCAUCGGUGUCGGCGGCGUCUCGGACGCGGAUGGCUUCAGGCGCAUGAUGAGUGUUGGUGCCUACGCCGUUGGUGUCGGAACGGCGUUGGGCCGGGAAGGGGUGGACGUCUUCGAGAAGAUCGCUUCCAAUCUUGAGAAAAAGUAG
Molecule: messenger RNA, 1059 nt
Organism: Colletotrichum karsti
Lineage: Eukaryota; Fungi; Ascomycota; Sordariomycetes; Glomerellales; Glomerellaceae
Product: dihydroorotate dehydrogenase
Exons: 1
Coding region: 1-1059 (352 amino acids)
Biological process (GO): 'de novo' pyrimidine nucleobase biosynthetic process; pyrimidine nucleotide biosynthetic process
Cellular component (GO): cytoplasm
Molecular function (GO): dihydroorotate dehydrogenase activity
Source: RefSeq, a predicted model, not a curated record